GCUCAUAGCGCCCGCAACACGGUCAUCUCACCCCCCUCAGCCCAUGUCUCGCGGAAUUUAUCACCACCAUCACCAUCCCGCACAGGCUGCCCUCGGACUAGACUAGGUUACACCCAAUUCAAAUAGAACGGCCGGUUAAUAUUGGCCGUGCCGGUUGAAUCUCUCCCUCCGCCCACACUCAGUGACGCAAAGUCGCGCCUACUGUUGUCCUGCAUCAUCUCUCUUCAUCUCUUCUCAUCUCCCCAUCUCCCCAUCUCUCUAUCUCUCUCUGUCUCCUCAUUCACAUCUCCUCCUCUCCAUCUCUCCAUCUCCCACACUCAUUCGCCCUUCGUUCUACAAUUCAGCUCCCCCUCGUCAUCUGAACCCACCCCCACACCCAUUCCCCCGGGGAGCUUGCCAUCAUGGCCUCCGGUCUAUUCUUCGACUUGUUCAUCGUGUUCUGGCGGCUUGUCGUCCUCAACAUCUUCUUUCGCGAGAUUCGUCCUCGCGGCGCAUGGAAUAUCCCGAAGAAGGGCCCCCUCCUCUUCAUCGCUGCCCCCCAUGCCAACCAGUUCCUCGACCCCCUAGUCCUCUUCAGUGAGGUUAGGAAAGAGUCUGGUCGUCGCGUGUCCAUGUUGACUGCCGCCAAGUCUAUGGACCGCAAGUUCAUCGGCACUGUCGCUCGUGCAUUCAACUCCAUCCCUGUCUCGCGCGCUGCCGACUACGCCAAGAGUGGCGCGGGCAAGAUCACUCUCGAUGAGACCAACGGCCUCAUUGUUCGCGGCGUCGGCACAAAGUUCACGGAACAGGUCAAGCCCCGCUCGCAGAUCCUUCUGCCCAAGUCGAUCGGCUUUGCCCAGGCGCCCAUCGACGAGGUCAUCUCAGACACAGAGGUCAGACUCAAGAGCGAGUUUACCGUGCCCUCAAAGGAUGGCAACUCGAACGUGAAGGCUACCAACCGCGUCCGCACUUACUGUGCCAACAAGAAUGGCUCCGAGUACAAGAUCCUUCCUCACGUUGACCAGGACCAGACAUACGGCGCAGUCUUUGACACGCUCAAUAAGGGUAACUGCAUCGGCAUCUUCCCGGAGGGUGGCUCCCACGACCGCACCGACUUCCUCCCUCUCAAGGCUGGCUUCUCCAUCAUGGCUCUGGGCGCCAUGGCUGCCAAUCCCGACCUUGACGUCAAGCUCGUUCCCGUCGGCCUCUCAUACUUCCACGCCCACAAGUUCCGCUCUCGUGCCGUCAUCGAGUUUGGUGCGCCCAUCAGCUGCCCCAAGGAACUCGUCGACAUGUACAAGGAGGGCGGCGCGAAGAAGCGUGAGGCAUGUGGCAAGCUCCUGGAGCAGGUUCAUGACGCCCUUCGCACCGUCACUCUCCGUGCCCCCGACUGGGAGACUCUCCAGGUUGUCCAGGCCGCCCGUCGCCUUUACCGUGUCCCCGGUCAGCACCUCACCCUCGGCCAGGUUGUUCAGCUUAGCAAGCACUUCAUGGAAGGCUACCUCCAGUACCAGCAUGACCCUCGCGUUGUCGAGCUCCGCGAGCGUACUCUUGUGUACAAUCGCAAGCUCCGCGACAUGGGAAUCGCCGAUCACCAGGUGGAACGUGCUUCCAAUACCUCGAUCCGCUCUCUUCUGCUUCUUAUCUACCGAACUGGUCUGCUUCUCUGGUGGGGACUGCUGUCCCUCCCCGGUGUCCUUCUCCACGCCCCUGUCUUCACGCUUGCCAAGGUCAUUUCCCACCAGAAGGCGAAGGAGGCCCUCGCUGCGUCCACUGUCAAAAUCCAGGCUCGCGACGUGCUCGCCACCUGGAAGGUGCUCGUGUCUCUUGCAAUCACCCCACUCCUUUACCUCGUCUAUGCUCUCAUUGCUCAAGUUAUCGCAUACAAGUACGACUUGAUUCCGACCUACCGUCGCUACCUUCCCCUAAUCAUGUUCGCCCUUCUUCCCUCGCUCGGUUACAGCGCCCUCAAGUUUGGAGAGGCAGGCAUGGACGUCUUCAAGUCUCUUCGACCCCUCUUCCUGUCGAUCUGGCCCUGGAACCACCACGAGGUCGACAAGCUCCGCGUCAUGCGAGAGGAACUGUCCGAGGACAUCAACGAGGUCAUCGCUGAGUUUGGCCCCAAGCUGUAUGAGAACUUUGAGAAGUCUCGCUACAUGCCGGCAGCAAAGUCGCCCCGCGCCCGUGUCAACAAUGACUCUGUCCUCUCGCACCCCAUUAACUGGCUCGACGACCGCAUCUUUGGCUGGAACCGCCGCGGCUCGGCCGUGCAGGCCUGGGAGAACGCAUCCAGCGGUGCCCGUUCCGAGCCGGGGACAGCCCCUGGAUCGCCCCGCAUUCCUGGAAGUCCGCGCGACUCUGAUGAUGAGGAGGAGGCUGAUGUCGACUACGAUGACAUCCUGGCCGUUGUCGACUUGAGUGGCGGGCGCGGCGCGUCGUCGCCCCGCCGCCGCGCCGGCCGCUCGUACUCAGACUUGACGCAAAUGCGCAAGAAGGAGGAGGAGCUGAGCAACACUCAGUCCAUGCAGUCCGAAUACCUUGCUCCUGACGCCGUCCCCGAGCAUGUGAUUAAGUCGGACCUCGCCGACGCUGUCAGCGAGGAGGCGCCAGGCCUUCACCAGCGCAAGGCGUAUCCCUCGAACGGCAGCAAUCCAACAGGCAGCGCCCUCGGUCUCGACAGAGGCGAGUGAGCCGCGCCAUCUCACACCACUCAGCUCCUCCGAGCUCAAUGGUCACCAUUUUUUAGCUGCACGAUUGUGAAUAGAUGCAUCGCAUGGGUAAGGAGAAUG
Molecule: messenger RNA, 2768 nt
Organism: Cutaneotrichosporon oleaginosum
Lineage: Eukaryota; Fungi; Basidiomycota; Tremellomycetes; Trichosporonales; Trichosporonaceae
Source: RefSeq, a predicted model, not a curated record